AUGGCCUGCCCGCUGAUGGGGCUGCCUGACGAACUCCAGUUGUGGAUCAUCGAGAAACUCCAAGAAUCCGGCAGAGACGGCUUCAAUGGCCUCGUCAACCUCAGUAGUACUUGCUCUCGGUAUCGGACGCUUCUCGCUCCUACCGUCUUCCACACGAUCACUCUCAAAAACACCGUCAGAAGCGCUGAAUCGGUGCUCGCGGUUGCGAAUAAAAACUCUCUUGCACAAUACGUCAAACACCUUCACUUCAUCGGCACACUGGCGCAAAUCGACUUCAUUGCGAACCCUUGCGGCGAUUUAUAUGGCCUGUUGGAGGAUACAAAAGAUGCAGCCUGGGUCUCCAUGGUAGAGUUGGACGCCAAAGAAGUGUUUCCGACUGUCGCUUCCAAUAUCUUAUCCGAUUUACGCUUGUUUCCCCAGUUGACCAUGCUCACGGUCAGCUUUGAUUCGGAUUCUUGGUGGGGGCAUCCGCAGAGUAACAGCUCUAUGUUGACCGACCUGGAGCACACAGACGGCAGCAGUCAGGUAGAGUGGGUGGAGCAGAAUGUGCCUUAUAGAGCCUUGAUGUCGGCAACAUUCGUCACCAUUACCAGGAACACGAAUCACUCUAUCACAAUGCUCCACUUGAAUCUGAUACCCAUCCUGGUAGGAGCUUUCGGCAGUACAGACUGGUCCGAAUUCUUGAACCCCAUCCAAAGCUGCACCGUCGCCAUUAAAGGUGAAUUCAAAGCCAGAAAAAUCCCCCGGGAUGAGAACUGCUGUCUUGCGAGAACCUGCGACGACUGUCAGGGUGCGCAAUGUGCCGGCGCCACCACCGGCUACUGCUAUUUUAUCUCUAGGCUUUCUCAGUGUUUCUUCGAACACCUAGACUCCGUCACGACUUUGCGGAUCAUCGCCUCUGUCUCGGGCCCAAUCUGGUACGUCUCUGAAGAAUGUGGGCUCGGGGGAAACCAGCUGCCAAAACUCCGGUCUCUAUACGUUGAACGGGUGUUCGUAUGCCACGAGCUUGGGAAAUUUUUGGCCACUCGCAAAGACGUCCUAGAAGAGAUCACCUUCCAGGAUUGCUAUGGUACCGUGGAUUUUGACUAUCCCAACUACCCAAAAGGCGUUGGAAAGUGUAGUUGGCAUUGUCUGCUCGAUUAUCUUUCGACUGCUAACCCCACGCGCCUUCAGUCGGUAGAAAUUCGACCUCUUCAAGAGCCACUCUUUUUGAUGGCUAUGGAGAGUAAUUUGCACUGGCCAGAUUCAGGCAUUGAAGCCAUUGAUCUAAAAGUGGCCCAAGAUCUCCUUGCGAACGACCCCCACCGCGUAGCUUUUCCUUACGCGUGGCUUGAGGACUGGGACGGGCUCCUCGAUAUAACAGAUUAUUAUGAGAGCGAGGCCUUCGUUCAAGGCGACGAUGUAAUGUCGUAUAACCGACUGCUCGCCAUCGUGAAAGCCAACCGGGCAACCCGCUUACAGGUCUAG
Mytilinidion resinicola is the source of this 1467-nucleotide messenger RNA. RefSeq lists its product as uncharacterized. The record is from RefSeq and is a predicted model, not a curated record. The transcript has a single exon. Lineage: Eukaryota; Fungi; Ascomycota; Dothideomycetes; Mytilinidiales; Mytilinidiaceae. Bases 1 to 1467 code for a protein of 488 amino acids.